Molecule: messenger RNA, 2673 nt
Organism: Gekko japonicus
Lineage: Eukaryota; Metazoa; Chordata; Lepidosauria; Squamata; Gekkonidae
Gene: RACGAP1
Product: Rac GTPase activating protein 1
Exons: 18
Coding region: 120-2012 (630 amino acids)
Biological process (GO): signal transduction
Source: RefSeq, a predicted model, not a curated record
GAGGAGGGGGGGUGAAAAGCUUUCCCCCUCGCACGGGACCCGGUUAAAGCAGAAGUUCCUCAGGCAGGCACAGCCUUUGACUCUGAGCUUGAUGCAGAAGUAACACUAAGCUUCCUGGCAUGAAGAUGGAGACAGCAAUGCUGAAUAUACGAAAUCUGUUUGACCAACUCAUGCGCCAGGCAGAAAUUCUAAAUGAAGGAAAUGAAUAUCAGUUUAUCCAGCUGGCUAAGAAUUUUGAGGAGUUCAGGAAAAGGUGGCAGAAAAUGGAUCAUGAGGUUGCCAGGUACAAAGAUCUUCUGAUGAAAACAGAAACUGAACGCAGUGCCUUGGAUGUGAAAUUGAAACAUGCUCGAAAUCAGGUGGAUGUGGAGAUCAAGAGAAGACAGCGAGCGGAAGCUGACUGUGAAAAGCUGGAGCGGCAGAUCCAGCUGAUCAGAGAACUGCUCAUGUGUGAUUCAUCAGGCAGUAUUCAGCUGAGUGAAGAACAGAAGUCGGCACUGGCCUUCCUAAACAGACCUCAAACUUCCACGGGUGGAAACAAAAGACUAUCAACGAUAGACGAAUCUGGUUCAAUUCUGUCUGACAUCAGCUUUGACCAGACCAAUGAAUCGUUGGACUGGGAUUCCACAUUGGUAAAGACUGUCCGAUUGAAAAAAAGAGAGAAAAGGCGCUCAUCCAGGCAGUUUAUAGAAGGCCCACCUGGUUCUUUAAAGAAAACUCGUUCCAUUGGUUCUACAGUGGACCAGGGAAACGAAUCAAUAGUUGCUAAAACAACCCUCAUGGUACCUAAUGAUGGAGGCCCAAUUGAAGCAAUCUCCACUAUUGAAACUAUACCUUGCUAUGCUGGAAGUCGUAGGAAGGCAGGCAUUCUACAGCCCUGGACCAGUGACUCAAGCCUGGGAAGCAGGCAACUGGAAACCAAAUCUGAAGUGGAUGGAUCUAGCACUCCUGGGAGCAUUGGAAUAAGACUACAUGAAUUUGUAUCAAAAACGGUUAUCAAACCAGAGUCAUGUGUUCCAUGUGGCAAGCGAAUAAAGUUUGGGAAACUGUCCCUGAAGUGCAGAGACUGUCGGGUAGUGACUCAUCCAGAAUGUCGAGACCGCUGCCCCCUGCCCUGCAUCCCUACCUUGGCAGGAACCCCUGUGAGAAUUGGGGAGGGAACCCUUGCAGAUUUUGUAUCUCUGACUCCUCCCAUGAUCCCCUCCAUUGUAGUUCAUUGUGUGAAUGAGAUAGAACAGCGUGGGCUUCAUGAGACAGGCCUCUACCGAAUUUCUGGCUGUGACCGAACAGUUAAAGAGCUGAAAGAGAAGUUCCUUCGAGGGAAAACUGUGCCCCUGCUUAGCAAAGUGGAAGAUAUACAUGCUGUAUGCGGGCUCCUUAAAGAUUUCCUUCGCAACCUUAAGGAGCCCCUUCUCACUUUCCGUCUUAACAAGGCUUUCAUGGAGGCAGCAGAAAUCGUGGAUGAGGAUAACAGUGUGGCGGCCAUGUACCAAACAGUUGGGGAGCUCCCUCAGGCAAACAGAGACACUCUGGCUUUCCUUAUGAUACAUCUCCAGAGAGUGGCUCAGAGUCCAGACACCAAAAUGGAUGUUGGCAACUUGGCCAAAGUCUUUGGACCAACAAUAGUUGGGCAUGCUGUCCCAGAUCCUGACCCCAUGACAAUAUUUCAAGACACAAAAAGACAAGCCAAGGUUGUGGAGCGGCUGAUUUGUCUGCCUGUGGAGUAUUGGAACCAGUUUAUGAUGGUGGAACAAGAAAAUAUUGAUCCUGAACAUAUCAUUGAAAACUCCAAUGCCUACUCCACACCUUGCACCUCGGAUGUUAAAGUGAGCAUGUUGGGACCAGUCACCACUCCGGAACAGCAAAUGGCGAAGACUCCUUCAAGCAGCUCUCUGUCUCAGAAAGUCCGCUCUACAUUUAGCAAGACCACUCCCAAAUUUUCAAGCAAAAACAAGUCAGUGACCAGCCUAGGACGACAGGGCAACUUUUUUGCUUCUCCAAUGCUGAAAUGAAAUAUGCUUCAGUUCUGAAUGUGUGCUUAGUUCGGUUAUGCAGAGCUACAAUAAAAUCCUAAGUUGCUCCUUCGCUAUCCCAGCUGCACUGUGUACUGCGAUCAACUGUAUACUUCUGUUUUCAGUUUAACUGUUUUUAUUUGAAUUUUACUGUGCACUGUAAAGUAUCUGGUGCCAUAUCACAUUUAUUGUAGGGGAAUAAUUGGCAGAACCCACUCAGCAUGUCACUAGGAAAACUGCAAGUUGUUGUUUUGAAAAUAGUUUUCUGUAGCUGGAAAGCUGCCACCAUCUGUUCAAAGCACCCCAUUAUUGUUUCAUUUGUGGGUUAUGGUUGGAAAGGAUAGGCUGCAUUUUGCACUGGCAGUAAUCUCAUUUCAAACAACAGCCGUAAUCCUGGGAGAAAUGAGUGCCAAUCCAUGGGACAAGGAAAUGGCGCAUGCUGAAACGACACUUGUACUUCCUUGGUUAGUCUAUUUUUAGUGAAACCAAUGACGUAUUUCUUUUUAAAGUGAGUACACUCAGAACUCAGUCAUGUGAAAAAUUGAAACUCAGUGUUCCAUAGUACGGACACACAUUGCUGUACAUCUGAGGUUCUCCCUUGUGCAGCACAGGAGAGUACCGAAUAAAUAUGAUACCAAAUAUAGUGUUUUAACUGUAUGAC